ACCAGUGUGAACCGUCUGAAUGCCACCUCCGGCCCCGAACCAUUUCCUGUUGCCUCCCCCCCGCAGUUGAACGAUGGUCAGUUUACGCCCAUCCAGCUGGUCGGGAUGUUGCGGGGUAUCGCCUCCGGCAUGCGCUAUCUCUCCGACAUGAGCUACGUUCACCGCGACUUGGCAGCCCGGAACAUCCUGGUCAACAGUAACCUGGUUUGCAAAGUGUCCGACUUCGGCCUCUCUCGUUUCUUGGAGGAGAAUUCCUCGGAUCCGACCUAUACGAGCUCGUUGGGGGGCAAAAUCCCGAUCCGCUGGACAGCCCCUGAAGCCAUCGCCUUUCGCAAGUUCACGUCGGCCAGCGACGUCUGGAGUUACGGCAUCGUUAUGUGGGAGGUGAUGUCGUUCGGAGAGAGGCCCUAUUGGGACAUGUCCAACCAGGAUGUGAUCAACGCCAUCGAGCAGGAUUACCGCCUUCCGCCCCCCACCGACUGCCCCACCUCCCUUCACCAGCUGAUGUUGGACUGCUGGCAGAGAGAUCGCAACGCCCGGCCUCGUUUCGCCCAGAUCGUCAACUCCCUGGAUAAGCUGAUCCGCAACCCUGCCAGCCUCAAAAUCGUCUCGCGGGGAAACGGCGGGCCCUCCCACCCUUUGCUGGACCAACGGCUGCCCCACUACUCGUCCUUCGGCUCGGUCAGCGACUGGCUGCGUGCCCUCAAGAUGGGCCGCUACGAAGACAGCUUUGCCAACGCCGGCUUCACCUCCUUCGAACUGGUCAGCCAACUCUCGUCCGAGUGAG
Messenger RNA from Pseudonaja textilis, 787 nucleotides. The record is from RefSeq and is a predicted model, not a curated record. NCBI's taxonomy places the organism in Eukaryota, Metazoa, Chordata, Lepidosauria, Squamata, Elapidae.